Messenger RNA from Misgurnus anguillicaudatus (oriental weatherfish), 5967 nucleotides. RefSeq names its product epidermal growth factor receptor pathway substrate 15-like 1a (gene eps15l1a). The record is from RefSeq and is a predicted model, not a curated record. Gene Ontology annotation, molecular function: calcium ion binding; cadherin binding. Gene Ontology annotation, biological process: endocytosis; endosomal transport. Lineage: Eukaryota; Metazoa; Chordata; Actinopteri; Cypriniformes; Cobitidae. Gene Ontology annotation, cellular component: clathrin coat of coated pit; plasma membrane; cytoplasm.
CGGUCCGGUGCAUUGAUGAACAUACCGCUCCCCCCCUUCAGGCCUCCUCCCCCCUCCACCCACCGUUUCCGCAGCAACAGGGAAAAGAUGGCAGCCCUCGCCACCCUCACUCAGCUGUCAAGCGGGAACCCUGUAUAUGAAAGCUUUUACAGACAGGUGGACCCAGGAAACACUGGGAGGGUUGGACCCACAGAAGCUGCUAUGUUCUUGAAGAAAUCCGGUCUGCCAGAUAUCACUUUAGGGAAGAUAUGGGAUUUUGCAGAUCCAGAUGGCAAAGGUUUCUUGGAUAAGCAGGGAUUUUAUGUCGCACUGCGACUCGUGGCUUGUGCACAGAGUGGGCAUGACAUCAGUCUCAACAGUUUAAACCUCUCUGUUCCUCCUCCUAAAUUUAAGGAUCACAGCAGCCCAUCGCUAAGUUCUGUAACAUCAUCUAGUGAAAGUCACUGGGCAGUGCGGCAAGAGGAAAAGAGCAAGUUUGAUGGUAUUUUCGAAAGUCUUGCUCCAGUAAAUGGAUUACUGUCCGGUGAGAAAGUCAAACCAGUCCUAAUAAACUCCAAACUACCUGUGGAUGUCCUUGGAAAGGUGUGGGAUUUAAGUGAUAUAGACAAAGAUGGACACUUGGACAAGGAUGAGUUUGCAGUGGCUAUGCACCUGGUGUACCGCGCCCUGGAGAAAGAGCCUGUGCCCUCGGUUCUGCCCUCCUCCCUCAUCCCUCCAUCCAAAAGAAAGAAAUCAUCAGGUUCGCUGUCUGGCAUGGUGCCAGCGUUGCCAGGCAGCCCCCCGCCACCAAAAGACAGUCUGCGGUCCACUCCCUCUCACGGGAGCAUGAACUCCCUCAACAGUGCUGGGAGCUUGUCCCCGAAACACACCCUCAAAUCCUCACAGCAUUCUGUAAAUUGGGUGGUGCCAGUUGCAGACAGAGGGCGCUAUGAUGACAUCUUCCUCAAAACCGACAUGGACCUUGACGGUUUCGUCAGCGGCCAAGAAGUAAAAGACAUCUUCAUGCAGUCUGGGCUUCAUCAGAACGUCCUGGCACAUAUCUGGGCUUUAGCGGACACCAGACAAAUGGGCAAACUCACGCGUGAGCAGUUUUCCCUGGCCAUGCAUCUGAUUCAGCUCAAAGUGAUCAAAGGCUUGGACCCUCCACAGGCUCUGACUCCAGACAUGAUACCACCAUCUGAACGUGGCACGCCGGGGCCUAGUCUAUCAGGAUAUAUGACACCAGUGAGCUCUGAGAUGGCUGCAUUGACGGAGAUGCGCAGGGACAGCUCCAGUUCGGUGGGGUCUGGAGAGUUCACUGGGAUCAAAGAACUGGACGAUAUAAGCCAGGAGAUCGCGCAGCUGCAGAGUACUCUUGCUUUCACACACUGGGAGACGCUCAGAGAGAAAUACACAUUGGAACAGGACAUCAGAGAAGCAGAAGAGGCCAUUAGACACAAAACCACAGAGGUUCAGGACAUGCAGAACGAUCUGGACCGAGAGACAUCCAGCCUCCAAGAACUCGAGGCCCAGAAGCAGGAUGCCCAAGACCGACUGGAGGAGAUGGACCAGCAGAAGGCGAAGCUGGAAGACAUGCUCAACGACGUACGGCAGAAGUGUCAGGAAGAGUCGCAAAUGAUCUCCUCAUUACAGAGUCAGAUCCACUCGCAGGAGUCAGACCUGCAGAGCCAAGAGGAGGAACUGGGCCGGGCCAAGGCCGAUCUGAGCCGCCUGCAGCAGGAGGAGGCCCAGCUAGAGCAGAGCUUACAAGCUGGCAGGAUUCAGCUUGAAACCAUCAUCAAGUCUCUCAAAGCUACACAAGAUGAGAUUAACCAGGCUCGCAGCAAACUGUCUCAAAUUCAGGACAGCCAGCACGAGAUCAGCAAGAGUAUUGAGCAGUACAGCAGCACCCUGAACGGGACUCACGGGGGCAGCAUGACCAACCUGGCCGACAUGAGCGAAGGCUUCCCGGAGAAGGAGAACGGAGGAUUCGGGGCCAUGGAGGACCCCUUCAAGGUGAAGACCACUGUGUUCAACAGCGCCCCUCAGGAGAUGCACACAGACCCAUUCCAGUCUGAGGACCCUUUUAAAACAGACCCAUUUAAAGGUGAUCCUUUCCAGAACGACCCUUUCUCAAAGCAGACCUCCACCGUUGCAGAUCCGUUCGGAGGAGAUCCUUUUAAAGAGUCCGACCCAUUCAGGACGUCCUCUGAAGAUUUCUUCAAGAAGCCCUCCAAGCCGGACCCUUUUACCAACUCCGAUCCUUUUAGCAAAAGUGCCACUCUUCCCUCCAAGGGUCAUCACUUCCCAGGGAAUGACCCGUUUAGCUCCACCAGCCCCAAACCAAAAGGCCAAGCCGAUUUCUUUGGUACAUUGGAUCCGUUCGGAAGCAGUUCCUUCGGCAGUAACAGCGGAUUCGCAGACUUUAGCCAAAUGUCAAAGGGCUUUGUCGAUGACCCCUUCAGCCGAACGCAAGACAUGCCGGCCCUACCGCCCAAAAAAACCAUACCGCCACGGCCCAAACCACCCAGCGGUAAGAGCACUCCAGUAAACGUCCCCGGACCCACAGAUUCACCCAAGACGGCGGAUCCCUUCCAGCCCUUCGGCAGCGACCCUGGCGAUCCGUUUCAGAGUAAAAAGGGAGAUCCGUUUAGUGGCAAAGACCCAUUCGGUCCACCUGCUUCAAGUAAAGCCUCUAAAGACUCUACAUUGGGUUUUGCAGACUUCAGCUCUGAACUGAGCGUAAUAAGUUUGGGAAUGAAGCCCAGCAGAUGGAGUGGGCAAAGCGAGAAAGCGAAAGGGCGGAACGAGAGCGGCUAAAGAGACUUCGACAGCAGGAACAGGAAGAUCUGGAGCUGGCCAUUGCUCUUAGCAAAGCUGAGAUGUCCAAUGCAUGAUUGUUCACCACCUCCUCACCUUGGAUCCACCCUCUCUGUACACUAAAGCAUCGUGUGUGUGUGUGUGUGUGUGUGUGUGUGUGUGUGUGUGUGUGUGUGUGUGAAUAGUUAAACAUUAAAUAAGUUGGCAGGUCCUUAACAAAUUAAAACCUCUAUCCUGAUAUGUUUGUGUGUGUGUGUGGGGGGGUCUUUAGUUUGUGAGUCGGCUUAUUCACUCAACAUGCAUUGCAUGUUUCUCAGAUGGAGUUUAUUUAAAGCCUAUUGAAGUGUGUGUGGAUGCGUGUGAAUGUAACCUUGAGCCAUUGACGUUGAAGGCCAUUGUUGGUCUAUACAUUAUCGCCACUGUUUCUCAAAUUCGCUCUAUUUGGCGGGACUAGUAAACCACAAACAAGUUAGUGAAGUUUAAAAAGGGUUUGAUCCUAGGUAGGGUCGACCCAGAACUUGAAUUACUGUGACUACACUCCCUACCAUCAUCGAGCAAGGCACUUAAUUCCAGGUUUCUCCUGGGGAACUGAACUCAAUUGUAGUAUGCAUACAGUACGUCGAUUUGGAUAAAGACCGUCUGCCUAAAUAAUAAGUUACUGGCUUUAGCUAUAGUCAGUAUGGUACACACUGGAAUUAAAGCAGCGUCUAGCAGACUAAAUGUCUGAAAGGUACUCUCGAGGUGACGUAAAGCUGAAUAACCCGCAUUGUGAAUCUCUGUUAUAUGUAAGUGUCAUUUGAAAGCACUGUUUGAUUCAGACUUGAGCAAACUGAACGUGUCUGGUUUUCUUUUAACGUACGUUCUUUUAACGUAUUUGAGCAAAACAUUUAACAUAGCUUUGACAGACUGCACUGAUAUACUUUUAUUUCUUGAAGGGUUAUAAAAAAUCUAGCUAGGUUGUGCCGAUGCCUAUGUGAGGAAUCAAAUUAUUUUAUUUGCAAUUUUGGUUGGUAUGAUAAUACGCAGUUGCUAACAAAUUAAUUGAUUAGUCGAUGCACAAUCCUGUGUGGGUUCAAACUUGUAAAGUCGAAUAUCUAAAGCGAAUCCGCGAGUGGACCCAGACGGGAUACGUAGGGGUUUCCUCGCAAUUCCGAUCUACGUUAUUGAUUUAUGUGAUCAAAUAUGUUAAACUGAGCUGUGAUAGCUGAACUUUUAGUGAUAGCUGUAAGCACAAUCAUAUUGGUGAGAUAUUUAAUAAAACACAUAGGAGAUCAAACUUGGUGAACGAUGACGCAAAUUCGGCGCGGUACAUACUAGACUAAAAAUGUACGUUUUGGUAAUUUGCAGUUAGCUAAUCCCUAAAUUUUAAUCAGUGAAUUGGAUGCUGCUUUAUGGAUACGUUUUGUUGAUGGUAUUUGAAAUAUUCAAAACGUUACGAUUUAGUUUACGCAAUUCUUUAUAUAAAUGUUUAAAACAAACACAUAACUGGUACUUUAACACGUAUCCAAUCUAAAAAUGUUUGAAUAGCAUUGCGAGUAACUCCUGUGUGAUGUGGUCAAUCAUUAUGGGUAAAAUUAUUAAAGGGACACUUCACUUUUUUAUAAAUAUGCUAAUUUCCCAGCUCCCCGAGAGUUAAAAAUUUGAGUUUUACUGUUUUGGAAUACAUUCUGCUGAUCUCCGGGUCUGGUGCUACCACUUUUAGCAUAGCUUAGCAUAAUUAAUUGAAUCUGAUUAGAUCAUUAGCAUCGUGCUAAAAAUAACCAGAGUUUCAAUGUUUUUCCUAUUUAAAACUUGACUCUUUUGUAGCUACAUCGUGUACUAAGACCGAUGGCAAAUUAAAAGUUGCGAUUUUCUAGGCCGAUAUGGCUAGGAACUAUACUCUCAGUCUGGUGUAAUAAUCAAGGACUUUGCUGCCGUAACGUGGCUGCAGCAAGCGCAAUGAUAUUACACACUGCCCGAAAAUAGUCCCCUCGGUAACUUUUGGGCGGUCUUGGUACAAAAUGUAACUAAGAAGAGUCAAGUUUUAAAUAGGAAAAAUAUUGAAACUCUGGUCAUUUUUGCAUGUUUAGCUCGAUACUAAAUGGUCUUAUCAGAUUCAAUGAAUUAUGCUAAGCUAUGCUAAAAGUGGUACCGCCAGACCCGGAGAUCAGCUGAAUGGAUUCCAAAACGGGUGAAACUUUAGGGGAGCUUGAAAAUUAGCAAAUUUAAAAAUAAAAGUGUAGUGUUCCUUUAAUUUAGGUCCGAAUGGUGGUUAAUGUUUGGCGUCCAAUGUUUUGGACACAAAUGUGAGUGUGGUGUUAAAUGAACAACUGUGAUGUGUCCCUGUCAUAUUUUUGUCAUGUUUUUAAACCUCUUCUUGUUUUUGUGUUGAAAUCAGCUCUUCAGCGUUUGUCAUGUUAGUGUUACACUCAACAGUGUUAUUUUAAUAAAUAUGUAACGUGUAUGUACUUGGGACCUAGUUUACAAUGAAACUAUAUUAAGUGGUGGUUUUUCGCAAGAAACCCAACCUUGAUCGAGCCUACUUGAUUUUAGAAGUACACUAAUUUCAAACUAAGUGUGUAUCAGUUCAGUAACCUAUGUUACAACAAAACAGUAACUUUACAGAUAAAGCCUAUACUCUGUUUGUAAUGGGCCUAUACUGUAUUUUGCUGUUACGAAAAGUUUAAUGAGAAACUUUGUGUUUUUAUCCAUUUCGUUAGAAUUUCUUAUGCUGUGUUUGUACUUUAUACCUCCAUUGUGCAAUAGUUUGUAUAUUUUAUUUGUUGUAAUACCUGUAAAUUCAUUUCAAGUUUUCAUAUAAUUUUAUUAUCCAUGUCAUUUUUUUUUUAACAAUUAAAGUAUUUUUUGUUUAUGUGUCAUAAUUUAGGGCUUAUAUGUCCUGCUAAACUGAAGCUGAACGCGUUCCUUGUCAGCCUGCCUUUAACCCUCACAUGUGUAGAUAAGACAGAUAUUAACCUGAUAGAGAAAUGCAUAAAAAACUAUACGGAAGCCAUGUAUAUUGUGUUAUUUUUGUCCUAUGUAACAUAACUGCACAUGUGUAAUCCGACACAUUUUAAGGAUUUCAGAGUGCAUUGAUAAAGAUUAGUCAUGCUUGGAUUUCUUCGGAAAUGCUCACGCUCGGUACGUUAUUGUCCCUUGAUUUCGCGGAAUAAAAAGAAGAUAACAUUU